UCUAACGUUAGCUACAUUUAUCGAUUCGGGCUGCAAUGACCUGAGGCCAUGGCCGCUGAUCCUACACCAUUAGGUUCAUAGUUUUGACAAAUUUUAGGUUUUUAUUAUAGACCAGGAUGGGAUUGAUAAAAUUGCUGUACAAGGCAAAUCUGACGCCCAGUUGAGCUGCUUAUAAGGACACGUAAAACAAGGUGGCGGUUUGUAAUUUUACGGGAGAGGUAGCUAGCAUAGCUAGCCAACAUUAACUAACUAGAAUCACGUUUAACGGCUAGCUAGCUAGCUUAACGGCACAACGUAAUACAUACGGUAUAUUUAUAUCUUAAGGAUUAGAUUGUCAAAGCCAUACUGAAUGCUACUCUAUUACUUUCUCGAAUGGAUCUGUGUGAGGAUGGACGGCUUUAAUGCAUCCGGAGAUAUAAAUGCCGGUGAAAUAGGGCAUUGUGUGGUUCUCCGGGCGGGAAGCGACCAUCCCGUGACCGGCGACCUCAGAACACUGCACAACCUGACGGCUCUGGAGAAGAUUUGUCGGGUGUCUCCUUACUUCGGCGAAGUCCAGACAGACAUCCAGCCACACAUGCGGAGGAUACUGGCAGUAUGGAUGUUUCAGGUGUGUGAGGAGCAGAAAUGUGAAGAGGAGGUGUUUCCACUGGCAGUGCAUUACCUGGACAGCUACCUGAGCCAUUUCGUCAUUGAAAAGUUCAACCUGCAGCUUUUAGGAUGCGUUUGCAUGUUCCUGGCCUCCAAAAUGAGAGAGACUGUCCAUCUGACUGCCAGCAAGCUUUGUAUCUACACGGACAACUCUAUUUCAGUCUCAGACAUUCUGCAGUGGGAGGUGGCAGUGGUGUCCAGGUUAGACUGGUGUCUGGCGUCUGUGGUACCCUCUGACUUCCUGGAGCCAGUUCUUCAUGCUCUCCCCUUUGUUCGCCCCCACCACCUUCCUAACAUGCGCAGGCAUGUUCACUCUUACAUUGCUGUUGCAGCAACUGACUGCAGGUUUUCAGUGUUCUUGCCCUCCACUGUUGCGUGUGCCUGUGUGAGCAUUGCCACGCAUAGGCUGAAGUUAGUGGACGCUGCUGUCUCCUCUGAUUCAGUGAUGGGGUUUUUGGCCAACCUUUUGGUCAUUGAUCUGAGCACUGUCAUUCUCUGCUGUGACCAGCUAGGGAGUGUGUUGGAGCUCAGCCUGCCCUCUUGUUUCCAGGCCAGUGUUUGCAGAUCAGGAGCUCACAGCUCAGAGAUCAGCUACGCCCCUGCAGAUUUUAAGGAUGUUGUAUUGACACCAGUGGCAUCGCCCCAGGAAAUCAAGCUAAAACACUCCUCCUUGACAUGAAGGGCUAGAUGAAUUGUAAAUUCACUGCCAUGAAGGAAAACAAGAAGCCUAAAUACCAGGCAAAAUGUGUCUUGAGGCCUUUUCUUCUAAAUCAUAAUUGUUCUUUGCAAGUUGAUUGUUUUGGAGAUCCCUCUGUGACGUGAAGCAGUGUCACGGUUUUAUAUAUUUGGGAAAUCUGUUGCUGCUCGUUUUAAAGUAGUUUGCAUUUGCUAAAGCAGCUUUGAAUGAUUGAAUAUUUCGGAUUCAUUAACUUUGUGAUAAUUACAGUUAAAUUGCACUAAAUCCUAAUUGCAAUGUCUGCACAUUUUAAAAGUAAUGACGUCUUCAUAUGUAUAUAUUACCACUUACCUGGAUCCAUUGAUAUUUUAAUAUAAGGUUUUUAUCAGGGCAGUUUCAAUAAAUUUGAAUAGAUGUUUCUGCAUGGUUUCAAAAGAGUAAUGAAUUCACUUGUAUAUCAAUAUUGUAAUGACAUAAAAGACAACAUAAAACAUUGUAUGUAGGCCACUAACGACAUUAGGCGGAGCUUCAGUUUUUUAAAUUUAUUUUCUCAUCCCAGUCAUAACAGCAUGGCAGAUCAGUCAUAUACAUGAUUAGCCCAGUAACUUUGGCAAACAUGGUUUUUUGUUGCUGUUAAAGAAAAAAUAUAA
Etheostoma cragini (Arkansas darter) is the source of this 1974-nucleotide messenger RNA. It is a transcript of the gene ccnd3, whose product is annotated as cyclin D3. Gene Ontology annotation, biological process: positive regulation of G1/S transition of mitotic cell cycle; mitotic cell cycle phase transition; regulation of cyclin-dependent protein serine/threonine kinase activity. The record is from RefSeq and is a predicted model, not a curated record. Gene Ontology annotation, cellular component: cytoplasm; cyclin-dependent protein kinase holoenzyme complex; nucleus. Lineage: Eukaryota; Metazoa; Chordata; Actinopteri; Perciformes; Percidae. The coding region runs from base 350 to 1327 and encodes 325 amino acids. The transcript is spliced from 5 exons. Gene Ontology annotation, molecular function: cyclin-dependent protein serine/threonine kinase regulator activity.